AUGCACAUCUAUCCCCUUGUUCUGCUCUCCGUUACCUUUUUCUCGAAAUCCGUCACAGCCGCCACCGAGGUCAGCCCAGUGACAAUGGUCCUUUUCUACGGAUGGGUCGGCAUCGAGCUUCCCAACACCGGAAGUCUUUUGUCAAUGAAUGAGUGUGUGGAUGGGUGUAGAACGCUUCAAAAUUGUAUGGUUGCUUACAUGGACACGGACGGAUAUUGUCUCACUUAUCAGUUCGAUACAAUGCCCGAUCUGACAGUGUUCUGUUCGGAACAAAAUAAUGGGUUGGUUGUGGCGAUGAAGGUGAGCAUUGGGACCGUUUUUCUCCUUAAAAUGCACACGUAUAGUUUCCAGACAAUACCACAAACGUCUUGCCCCGUGUCCCCAAAUGAUGUCGUCUUCAAAGUGCCCAUUCUCAACCAGGACUCGAAAAUCGAAAUAAUGUCAUGGAGCCGAACAAGUUCACUAUUAGUCUUUCCCAAGUGUGAUCCCACUGAAAAACGCUUCGAACGAGCCGAUUCGAUUGUUGUGUGCGUUACAACGAAACGCGUGGAAUUGGGUACAAAUCUAGUGGCUGCUCAAUCGAUGUGUGUGGAAAAUGGACAAAAACUGACUGGAGUGGGAAGUGUGCACGAGGUGGAGUGGUUGAAGGAACAACUGACCGGCUUCGGACCGCUUCAAAAUCUUUCGGGACUGUGGAUCGAUGGCGUCAGGAGCUGUGAUGCUGGCGAGCCCGAGUGCACUGUAAGUUUUGAGCAUACCGGUACUCCCUGAAAAUUCGCUAAAUCAUUGAAAUCGAGGCGAGAAAAACAGAAAUCGAAAUUUUCGAAAUUAUAGACACUUGCAGCUACAAAACAAAACGUUUCCAGAACUUUACCUGGUCCGACACUUACACCACCGGAAAUGACGCGGUCACAGGCCCGCAGGCCUCGUUUUCCUAUCAAGAGUGAGCUUAAAAUGGUGAUAGAUAAGAGAGUAAAAGUGAUUUUGCAGUGAAACCGAAUACAAAACCCACUUGGCAAUCGGUUAUUUGAUUAACAAUCCGACAGUGUCACUCAUUGAUGUAUCCUCAGAAACUUAUAAUGCUUCUAUAGGUGUCGCGUGUGGUUAUAAGCUUUUUGAGGACAUUAGUGGUUAG
Messenger RNA from Caenorhabditis sp. 36 PRJEB53466, 1135 nucleotides. NCBI's taxonomy places the organism in Eukaryota, Metazoa, Nematoda, Chromadorea, Rhabditida, Rhabditidae. The record is from the annotation of a GenBank genome assembly.